UCCAGCGGCACAGGCCACUCCAGCUUACAUCUGAAAUUCAAAUAGACAUCCUAGGCAAAAGACAUGGGAGUCCAGCGUCAGGGGAGGGCCAGCAAGAGUGAGAGAGAAAGAAAAGGCGAAAACAGUAACUGACGCGGGGUUUUUAAGGUAUCCUUGAUUUGUGAUCCAACUCCCUGGGAACUUUUUUACUUUUUCACGGAGGAAAUUAAAACUGGAAAAUUAAUGAAAACAGAAGUUGUCCAUGAAAUAAUAACACCUCUGGCAAGCAGCUGCCACACCUUUAUCAACAGCGCCGCAGAUAUUUGCAGAGGAAAGAUCUAAAAGAGGUGAACGAUGAAUCGGUGAUCAUUCCCUUGAUGGAAUUGUGAAGCAGGCACCUGCGCCCAGUUCCAUCAAUCAGCUGGCCAGAUGGGGUGCCGAUGCUGCAGGAUGAUAAAAAGCUACAUCUAUGACCCCUCGGCCCCUGUGGAAGUGCACGGGCGGAGGCACGACUCCAGCAGCAGCUCCCUGUACCAGAGGAAGCCUCUGGAGUCGGACAACAUCCACAAAGUGCAGGGCUUCCACAACCUGGGCUACAGCCACAAGUACGGGGACAGCCUGAAAAACGGCACGUCCAGGCUGGAGAUCGACAACAACCACAUCAACCGCCUGCACGCCCCGCCCGGUGACGGUCCACACGACCGCCUCCCGAAACCGGAGCCGGGGAACCACGCCCUCUACAUCCUGCACCCGGAGAGCCCGCUGAAAUUCGCCCCGCCCUGUCACCUGCCGCUCCAGACUAGCGCCCCCUGCAGGCCCACCGGGAAGCUUGAGGGCCGUCUCAUCGACGGUACGACCCCUCUGGAAAACGGGGUUCCCUUACCGCGCGGGCAGGGGGAGGAGGCGGGAGGAGACGACGGAGAAAGCGUCUUCUCGGGUCGCUCGGAGGACAUCAACACCAGCACCACCAGCCUCUCCUCGGCCGACACCAAAGACAGAGUCGGGAGCGGAGACGGCGUGGCGGAGGGAGUCCCUGUCACGGAGAGCAGCAGCUCUGAGGAGGAGGAGGAAGAGGGAGGUGACUGCGGGAGCGUCACGGACUCCGAGGUGGCCGAGGCCCUGGCGGCUCUCGAGGCGGCGACCGCCGGCGAAGACGACGAUUGACCGCUCCGUCCUGUCCGCCAAUGGCCGAACCGCGCGUUACCACCACUGCCACAGGUCUCUCGACUGACUGACUUCAGACAUACGCACGCAUAUGUCUUUUCAUAUUUUCUUCCCAAACGUUUAUUUUUAAAUCCAAUGUGCACAGACUUUUUUAAAGGCCUCCUUUUAUUUAACCUUCUACAACUGUCCUCUGUGUUGAAGAAUCUUCUCUUCUUAAAUUGAAUUGGAUUGAUUGUUUACAAGGACCUCACAUUUCUAGUCGUGGAUUGCGAAUGCAGGGGUUUUUAUCGCCAAAGAAUGCCCCCUGAAAGAUGCGAGUGAACAUUUCUUUCCAAGGAAAGUAGCACUUGGCAAUCUGAUUCAAACUUCUGUUUCUGUUCCAUGUGCGCAGGAGAAAGGACACUUGGCCAUAGGCUGUGGAUGUUUUCUGCUUCAUGGCUUCUGUUUCUCAGUACUUCAGGGUCCCCUAAAAUGGUGGUACACCUCACGAACACGGGGAAUUCUGCCCAAAAUGUCUAUUUUUAUAUCCAACCGGAUGUUACGUUUGUGGUUUUAUACAUGUAUCAUUGUGUUAUUUAUCCCUUUACAUGUUUUCACAUGUCCUUCAGGAAAGAGAGUGGAAUUGAUGGUUGCAUCACUUGGUGGUCUCAAAGUUCUGCACAAAUAUCAGUAGAUAGUCAUGUUUAAUUUCUUUUUUUGUAUGAAUGCCGAUGGAAGGUCAAAAGUGGUUGCUUUUGUGUGUGUGUGUGUGUGUGUGUGUGUGUGUGUGUGUGUGUGUGUGUCCGUAUAUUAUUGUUCACUGAGUCGGUCACCUGGUUUGAGGUGUGUGCAUGUAGGAGAGAGCGUGCGUGCAUGUGUGUUUAUGAAUGCAGCACUCGAGCGGUAUAGUUUAUGAUAUUAGAUACACCAUAGUAAAAUCUAUGUAAUAUUUUUACGGUUUAAGACCACAGUGCCACAAGUUAAAGCUUAACACAAAGAUCCUACAUGUGCCAGACAAGACAACUCACUGUCUUUCUCUUAUUCUGUCUGUACACUUAAGUGAAGCUCAUUGUUUUAAUGAUGGAACACAUUGUUUUUUUGCCAGAAGAAAAUAAUAUUUAUUUAAAUGUCCAAAUGUGUCAGUUUUCAUUUAAAUUGCCUUACAAGUCCUGCCAUGUUGGUGUUUUUAAAUUUGGUUUCUAUAUAAGAAGGGAUCUGUGAAUACAUUUAUUUGUUUUUACACUGUUACCAAUUGAUUUUGAGUGAAAUUAAUGUUCCUUUGCCCCACUAUAUAUGCUGAAUGACAAACGCAGAUGACAAUCCUUGAAUAUAAAUUAAUUUUAUCUUUUCAA
Conger conger (European conger) is the source of this 2474-nucleotide messenger RNA. RefSeq lists its product as uncharacterized. Bases 409 to 1143 code for a protein of 244 amino acids. The transcript is spliced from 4 exons. The record is from RefSeq and is a predicted model, not a curated record. NCBI's taxonomy places the organism in Eukaryota, Metazoa, Chordata, Actinopteri, Anguilliformes, Congridae.